AAAGAACGAAUUUGCAGACCACAAUGGACCUCAUUAUCCAUCUGCAAACAACUCAUGCACUGAAAUUCAUGCAGCAAAAACCCGGUCGCUGAAUCUCAAUUCCUUUUGCAUAUCCUCAACCUCAAGAAGAAAUCAUGGCUUUGGAGGUUGUGGGUGGAGCUUUUCUCUCUGCUCUUUUCCAGGAUGUAUUUCGCAAGAUGGCUUCUGGGGAAGUCGUUGAAUUCCUCAAGGGAAAGAAAUUGACUGAUGGAUUACUCAAGACAUUGGAGAUCAUGCUGUUAUCUGUUAGCGUUGUUCUCGAUGACGCCGAGGAGAAGCAACUGAGUAACUCAAUUGUGAUGCACUGGCUGGAUGCGCUUAAAGAGGCUGUUUAUGAUGCUGAGGACUUGCUGGAGGAGAUCAAGACACAAGUGUUGAAGGGGAAGCUCGAAGCCGAACCAGGGAGUAGCACAAGUAAGGUACGAAACCUCUUCCCUUCUUCUGACGCAACACUAAACACCAGGAUAGAGGAAAUUCUUGUGAGACUAGAGUUCAUUGCAAAACAAAAAGAUGUCCUUGAUUUAAAAGUAGGUGCUCCACAGAGAGUGUCACAGGCUCCGCCUUCAACUUCUUUGCUGGAAGACUCUGGUGUAUAUGGAAGAGACGAGGAGAAGGAGAGAUUGAUUAGAUUAUUGCUAUCGGACGAUGCGACUGGCAAUAAGAUAAGUGUGAUUCCAAUUGUGGGCAUGGGUGGGAUCGGAAAGACCACUCUUGCUCAGCUCAUAUACAAUGAUGUUAGAGUGAAACAACAUUUUGACCUUCAUGCAUGGGUUUGUGUUUCGGACGAAUUUAACAUUCUUAGAAUAACACAAACAAUCUAUGAGUGUGUUGUUUCGAGGACUUGUGAUAUUAGGAACCUAGAUCUGCUUCAAUCUGAACUGAAGGAGGUCUUGACAGGGAAGAAGUUCUUGUUUGUUCUUGAUGAUGUGUGGAACCAAAAUUAUAUGCAUUGGGAUUUUUUAAGGCGUCCCUUUGAAUCUGGAGGACACGGAAGUAAGAUCAUUGUCACAACACGCAACGAAGGUGUUGCAUUUACGAUGGGCAAUUUUCAAACACAUCGUCUAAUGCAAAUAUCAGAGGAAGGUUGUUGGUUGCUGUUUGCAAAACAUGCCUUUGGAAAUGCAGGUGUUAGCAUAGACUUGGAUCUUGAAAGAAUAGGAAGGAAAAUUGUUAAAAAGUGUGAAGGCCUUCCUUUGGCUGCUAAAUCACUUGGGGGUCUCUUACGCUCUAAAUUAAAUGUGGAGGAAUGGGAAGAUAUACUGAACAGUGACAUGUGGGAGUGGUCGCAAGAGGAAAGUAACAUUAUGCCAGCACUUUGGUUGAGCUAUCGUCAUUUGCCUUCACAUCUCAAGUGUUGUUUUGCCUUUUGUUCUAUAUUUCCCAAGAGUUAUAUGUUUGAAAAAUCAGAAUUGGUUUUACUGUGGAAAGCAGGGGAUCUCUUACAACCGAAAAGAAAUAAGACGUUGGAAGAAGUUGGAGAACACUAUUUCAUUGAACUACUCUCAAGAUCAUUUUUCCAAUUACGUAAGGAUGACAAGUCAUAUUUCAUCAUGCAUGACCUUAUCAACGAUUUAGCGAAGUUUGUAUCCAGAGACUUUUAUGUUAGGUUGGAGGAGAGUGAUUCAUCCAACUUUGCGAGCAAGACUCGUCAUUUUUCAUUUAUGAAGAAAGAUUGCCAUAGCUUGGAGAAAUUUAAGGCUUUACAUGGAGCUAAAUAUUUGCGCACCUUCCUACCAUUGAAACAACAGAAUUGGUAUAGUUUAGAGCUGAGAAUGUUGGAUAAGUUGGUACUACAUGAUCUAUUGCCAAAGCUACGAUGUUUAAGAUUCCUCAACUUAUCAGGGUAUGAUAUAUGGGAGUUACCUGAUUCAAUUAACAACUUGCAACUUCUUAGGCAUUUGGACAUGUCUGACACUCGCAUAAAAAAGUUGCCAGAUUCAUUGUGUACCCUGUACAAUUUACAAACUCUGUUGUUGUCAAAAUGUAAAGCACUUGCUCAGUUGCCGGGUAAUUUGGGAAGAUUAAUCAACUUGAGCCAUCUUAAUGUCGAAGGUACAAAGCUAGAAAAGAUGCCACCAGAUAUGGGCAAAUUAAAAGACCUAAGACUAUUAAGUGACUUUGUGCUGGACAAACAAGCUCCAAGAUUUCAAAUUGUAGAGUUAAAGAAGCUUCAGCAUCUGCGUGGAGCACUUCAAAUUUCAGGUGUUUGCAAUAUUGUUCAUGUUAGUGAUGCUUUGGAGGUCAAUAUUAUGAAGGACAAGAAGUAUCUUAAUGAACUAGUUUUGGAAUGGGGAUCAAGUAUAACUGACAAUUCACAAAUAGAUAGAGAAGUGCUCGAAAAGUUCCAACCUCAUGGUAACCUGAAAAGGCUGUCAAUCUAUUCUUAUGGAGGCACAAGAUUUCCGGGUUGGUUAGGAUAUUAUCCCUCAUCUACUCUGAUUUAUCUUGGACUUUUCAAGUGUGCAAAUUGUUACUCCUUGCCAUCACUGGGGCAGCUACCAUCCCUUAGAGAGCUUCAUAUCAGUGAGCUAGAUGCAGUGGUCUCUAUAGGUCCUGAGUUUUAUGGAGACAGCAGUAGUGAAAUUAAACCAUUCAGAUCUCUACAAGUUUUGACAUUCACUUUAAUGACGGAGUGGCUAGAGUGGUUUUUUGUUGGAGGUGAAGAUCAAGGUGGGGUUUUUCCUAAUCUUCUUGAGCUUCGUCUGGUGGCUUGUCCCAAGCUAACAGGGACAUUAGUCUUAGACUACUUCCCAAUGCUUAAGAGCCUAAAUUUGUUUGGAACUGGUCUAUCCCUUGGUAGUUCACAAGAAUGUAACUGGCCUAAACCCUUAUCAUUCACCACAUUGGAUAUGUCUAUUUGCCCAAAUAUUGUGACUUUUCCCUAUGGAAAGCUGCACGCGUCAAACUUGACAAAAAUGAAAAUAAGUGAAUGUAAGAAGUUUAGUUCACUCCCAGAACAAAUGCACAGCCUUCUCCCAUCUCUUCAGUCUUUGUUGAUAUUUGAUUGUCCAGAACUUGAAUCAUUUCCGGAAGGUGGGUUGCCAUCAAAGUUAGAAUCACUUGGAAUCUUUCGUUGCAAGAAACUCAUUGCAAAGCGUAUGGAGUGGGGUCUAAGAAGACUCACCUCUCUCACAGAGUUGUCGCUUGGCUUCGAUGAAUGUGAAGAAGUAGAUUCAUUUCCAGAGGAGGAUCUGCUGCCCCCUACUCUCACUUAUCUCCGCAUCUACGGUCUUUUGAGCCUUAAGACGAUGGAAGGUGGCAAGGGGUUCAGGCACCUCAGCUGUCUCGAAACCUUGGUGAUUGAGAGAUGCCCUGAGCUCCAGUGCUUGCCAGAUGAAGGGUUGCCCAGUACUCUUUCUAGUUUACAAAUCUGGGAUUGUCCUUUGCUAGAACAACGGUGCGGCAGAGAUAAUGGGGAAGACUGGCCUAAGAUUGCUCACAUCCCCAACAUAGACAUUAUAUAGUGAAGCUGGAAUGACGUCCGAUGUGUCGUAGUUCGACUUCUCUCCAAGGUUUGACCUGUUUGAUCAAUACUAGUAUAUUGCAUGUCAUUGUAAAUCUAAAUCCCAUUGAAGUUGAUAAUCUGUCUGCCUAAAUAAUACUUGCCCUUAUUUUGCAGACCAAAUAUGGAGAUAUGAAUAGAAGCUACAGCUUAUUUUUAUUACUGAUACAUUAUUAAUUCUCUGAAAAAAAAUGCAAUAUUGCAGUAAUUCCAGUUAUUUGUCCGAUACUGAAGCACCAUUUUUUGAAAAAUGCAACACUCAUAAUGUUCUCUUGAAAUGCUCAUAGAAGAAAUUGACAUACUUCAGCAUUCCUGUCCAUCAUGAAAUUCUAUUGUUACACCCCUUCAAAAUUACAUAAAUACAAGAGCUUUCUGGACCGUAUCCGGGUUAGUAAGUAAUGAAUAUUUAUGGUAAAGGAAGCAGGACGGCAGGCUAUCUUAUAGAACUCUUGAAUUAUAACUCAUGAAUGGAAUUACCGGUACAUGUAAAUGUAUGCCUUAUGCCCUAUUGUUCAUUGAAUGCAGGCUAGUGUUACUUUUGGUUUGCAAUCCUCAUAGAGAGAGGAUUUCUCCUAGUUUAUAAUUAGAUUUUAUUUGGAUGUUGAUUUUGAUUUGGUUACUUACAUACCCAUUCUCUCUUUUCAUAACUUCGUAUCCACCAGUUCUCCAAGCAUGUAUGCCAAGAGAUUUAUUUGUGCCGAAUUGUCGCAAACAGAAAUACAUGAUGAACCCUACCAGCCAAGACUAAGAUGUGACGACAUGCUCAUCAGAUUAACAUACAUCAGUCAAGAGGAUAUUUUGAGACUGAUCCACCUGGCUUUAAGUAUCAAUUUGAUGCACCACAGGUUACAUUUGAAUCAAAGAUUUGGAUCAACUUCUACUCUGAUGAUAAACGACGAAAGAGCCUAGAGAACUUGUAUGUAAAUCUUAUGCUCAUGGAUGUCGACGAUGAAGUCCUGGAUGAUAUUGUGGAAACAAUAUCGGUUGCAGUUCUUGACGUUGCCGUCUGCCUUCCCCAGUUGGCUAUUCAUUUGACCAUUUGGAACAUCAUUGCUACUGCAGUUUUGUUGUUUCGAUGAUCAUGAUGAUAUCCUCUCUUGUAUCCGUGUACGAAAAUCGUGGGCUGAGUUUAGAGCAACUACCUGCAGUACUCAAAUGCCUCCAUUAUGUGCUGUUAGUUUGGGGGAUUUUGAAGAAGGUGGUUUUGACGAUAAGUUAAUUACUCGUUUGCCCUGCUUACAUUAUUUUCAUGGAUGUUGCACUACCCGGUGGGUGAAGACCCAUCACACUUGUCCGCUAUGCCGACACCAACUAAUGCCAACCCUGAAUGAUGAAAGUGCUGGCCCUGACUCAUGAUAUUUGUUGUCCAUUAGAUAUAUAUUUUCCUUGCGGUUUUGAUUCAUAUCUAUUGGAAUCUUAUACUAUUGUCCAUGGCAAUUAACGGGGGUACCAUAACUCUUUGCCACUUCUGGUGUCCGGAGCUUUGAUAAAAAUUUAUUAUUUACCGUGUUCACGAAGUUAGUGAUUAUGCUUUUUUGACUGUGGUUUCACAUCAAGCUGUGAAAAUCAAAUGACAAUAAUAGUUAUUUUUACUUUAUAUAUGUACAUCUGGAUUUUCCGUAUAGGCAUUUGAUUAAGAAGGCUGCAUGCUGGAAGAGUCAGAUUUGUAAACCAGAUAAUUAGAGACUGCUACAGGUGAAACUAGCUCUUGAUGUUCGCACAAAGUGAAUUCCAGAUAUAGGGACGUCUCUAUCUGGCAUUUGUUUACAUUGUUGAUUCUUGAUGUGCUGAUUAAUGUCAUCUCUUAUCCGUUCUAGUAUGCCCUCCUUAUAACAUUGACGAAUAAGGGACUAUAGUAUAACAUAGUUAUUUAUGUUCUUUCACCGAAGUCACUUCGCGUUUAAUUUUUCCUGCUUAUAGUCUGCUACUGAUAAUUAUAUGCACCUGACUGUAAUUGAUUCAUUGUCUGAUAUGUUUUGCAGUGAUGAAGAACCCUGCUAAUCUAGCGAAGUAUCAAGCAAAUUGCAAGGUACGUGGCUCCUAUAAAUUAAUAAAUUAAUCUAUAAUUUCCAAGAUGAUGAGCAAACUUGGUGGACCAAACUGAAAGUUUCCGAGUUGUCAUGAUGUUUUUGGGAGAUGAAUGAGAUGGUGUUUUGACGUAGUGCUAUACAAGAUAGUUUCAUGUGCAGUAAUUGUGCAACUCAUUCACUCUUUAAUUGUACUUCAACUUUCAUAAUUGGUGGACCAUGUCUGACUAUCCUUGGAUAAAUUUUAUCAAUUUACUGAAGGGUUAAAGGUUUUCAGAUUCAUUAGCCAAAAAAAAAAAAAGGUUUUCAGAUUCUCUUUUGUUUGGUUGAGUUUCUUACCGAAACACCUCAUUCAUUUGAGAGCAUUAUCCUUGGAUUCUUGAUACAGUAUGGUCAAAAGAGAGGUCUGUUACGGUAGCCUGAAGAUUUCUUCCCUUGAGAAGCAAACAACAUGGUCUGUCAAGCACUGCCUUGAACGUGAAACCUGUUUGCUGAAAGUCUGAAACCCAAGAAAUUAAGGGUUGUUUGACCAGUGCUUGUAUGAACUUUGCCACCAAACACCAACGGCCUAGUGGAAGGAGAGAAUAUUUCAAUAUGCGUCUACUUCAACUUAUUGGGGUACUUGUUUUCUGGUAAUGUAGAAGGAGUUAUGGAAGAAGUUACGGGAUUGUUUUAUUCCGGUCCUGCCAAGUGUAUCCUCCUGUAUGACUUCAACUUAUUGGGGUACUUGUUUUCUGGUAAUGUAGGAGUUAUGGAAGAAGUUACGGGAUUGUUUUAUUCCGGUCCUGCCAAGUGUAUCCUCCUAUAUGACUUCCGUUUCUAUAUCACAAUUCACAAGCACUAGACUGUAAUUAAUCACCGGAACAAACAAUUGCCAAUAUCAUUGCAACCAGCAAUGUGAUCCAUGGACAUUCCGGUGCCCAGUGUGAUCUGCAUGUGACGGUGAAGCGUUAGAAUGUCCCACGUGUGAAUCGGCAGUGUCGAUGGAGCCACUACCGCUGUUUCAGUGAGUACGAUCUUCAUCCGAGCUCAAUUAGAAGCUGCUUCCUCUUCCAGUUCUUUACAUUCAACUCUUUCAUGAGAUUCAUUUAGAGCAACUACCUGCAGUACUCAGAUGCCUCCAUUAAGUGCUGUUUGUUUGGAGGAUUUUGAAGAAGGUGGUUUUGAGUUUUGACGAAAAGUUAAUUACUCGUUUGCCCUGCUUACAUUAUUUUCAUGGACGUUGCACUACCCGGUGGGUGAAGACCCAUCACACAUGUCCGCUAUGCCGACACCAGCUGAUGCCAACACUAAAUGAUGAAAGUGCUGGCCCUGACUCAUGUUAUUUGUUUUCCAUUAUAUAUAUUUGUUUUGCUUGCGGUUUUGAUUCAUAUCUUUUGCAAUCUUAUACUAUUGUCCAUGGCCAUUAACGGCCGUACUAUAACUCUGCCACUUUUGGUGUCCGGUCUUUGAUAAAAUUUAUUAUUUACUAUGUUCAGAAAGUUAUUGAUUAUGCUUUUUUGACUGUGGUUACACAUCAAGCUGUGAAAACCACAUGAUAAUAAUAGUUAUUUUUACUUUAUAUAUGUACAGAAAAAUAGUAAGCUAAAGUACAGAAUGGUAGUAUCAGUGUGCAUUGUCUACAGACUUCAUAUGGUCUUUCUUUUAUAUUUAUUGUAGCAUUGUGCUCUCAAGUCAGAAAUGCAAUUUACACACCUAAACUUUUUCUGUUGGAAAUUUGUGUAGGACCCAGAACUGAUGGCUGCAUCUAGUGAUCCAGAAGUUAUGGCUGCUCUUCAAGAUGUGAUGAAGAACCCUGCUAAUCUAGCGAAGUAUCAAGCAAAUUGUAAGGUGGCUCCUAUAAAUCUAUAAUUGCCAAGAUGAUGAGAAAAUUUGGUCGACCAAAGUGAAAGUUUCCGAGUUGUCAUGAACUCAUGAUGUUUUUGGAGAUGAAUGAGAUGGUGUUUUGACGUAGUGCUAUACAGGAUGGUUUCAUGUGCAGUAGCUUGAUGAAAUUGUUGCAACUCAUUUACUCUUUAAUUUUACUUCAACUCUCAGUUGGUGGACCAUGUCUGACUAUCCUUUGUAAAAUUUUA
Molecule: messenger RNA, 7643 nt
Organism: Rosa chinensis
Lineage: Eukaryota; Viridiplantae; Streptophyta; Magnoliopsida; Rosales; Rosaceae
Product: putative disease resistance protein At3g14460
Exons: 2
Coding region: 135-3503 (1122 amino acids)
Biological process (GO): defense response to other organism
Molecular function (GO): ADP binding
Source: RefSeq, a predicted model, not a curated record